Arabidopsis thaliana (thale cress) is the source of this 1130-nucleotide messenger RNA. Its product is annotated as proline-rich family protein. The transcript is spliced from 3 exons. NCBI's taxonomy places the organism in Eukaryota, Viridiplantae, Streptophyta, Magnoliopsida, Brassicales, Brassicaceae. Gene Ontology annotation, cellular component: chloroplast thylakoid membrane. Bases 255 to 962 code for a protein of 235 amino acids. The record is from RefSeq and is marked reviewed. Gene Ontology annotation, biological process: regulation of protein complex stability.
UUUUAAAUUCGUCAUUGAGAAAACAGAUCAGAAAGAAAACCGAAUUUUAUUCCGGUUUGAUUUGAAAUUGUUUCAAUUUGGUUUGGUAUAAUUUGGAGUUAGGAAUUUGUGGGUUUGGCAGUUACACGCGUAGGCUAGUGGAAAAGCCCACCACACAUAACACACACACAUCUUCUUCCUCUCUUUAUCUUCUUCUUCUCUGUUUCUCUAAGAAGAUAGAACAAUCCCAAGAUUCUCCUCUUAUUUGAUCAACCAUGUCGAAUGUCUUGCUAUCCCCAAACGGCUACGUAUUUGCAUCGCCUAAACCUCUUGGCAGAUUCAUCAAUUCAAAGUCCGGCGGACGGAAACUUUUCUUCUCCGUCGUUAGAGCUUCUUCCGAUGAUGCUGAUUGUAAUGCCGAAGAAUGUGCUCCCGAGAAGGAGGUAGGAACAGUGAGUAUGGAAUGGUUAGCUGGAGAGAAGACGAAAGUGGUGGGAACAUUUCCUCCUCGGAAGCCGCGUGGUUGGACUGGCUAUGUUGAGAAAGAUACUGCUGGUCAGACUAAUGUUUACUCCAUUGAGCCUGCAGUAUAUGUUGCAGAGAGCGCGAUUAGCUCAGGUACUGCAGGAUCAUCGGCUGAUGGGGCUGAGAACACAGCAGCAAUCGUAGCAGGCAUUGCUCUUAUCGCAGUCGCUGCAGCUUCCUCUAUACUCCUCCAAGUCGGGAAAGAUGCCCCAACUCGACCCAAAGCAGUGGAUUACAGUGGACCGUCUCUUAGCUACUACAUCAACAAGUUCAAGCCUUCUGAAAUUGUUCAACCUUCUACCCCCUCCGUCACAGAAGCCCCACCGGUGGCCGAGCUAGAAACUUCACUGCCAGAAACUCCAUCGGUGGCUCAGCAAGAAACCUCACUGCCGGAAACUAUGGCUAGUGAGGCUCAGCCAGAGGCGUCUUCUGUUCCAACAACAAGUAGUACCUCUUAGGGGCUUAGCCUAGGAUUAUAUCUUUGUGUAAAAAUGAGAUGAAGCAUAUACCAAGAUUAUGCAUUCUGUUAAUAUUCGGAUAUACCUAUAUGUAUGUAUACACUCUGUCACUCUUCUCUUUGAGUGAAUGAUUAUAUCAAAUCUCAAAUCCUAUUAUUUUUGCUUUUA